Molecule: messenger RNA, 1625 nt
Organism: Gracilinanus agilis (Agile Gracile Mouse Opossum)
Lineage: Eukaryota; Metazoa; Chordata; Mammalia; Didelphimorphia; Didelphidae
Gene: SLAIN1
Product: SLAIN motif family member 1
Exons: 5
Coding region: 1-1413 (470 amino acids)
Biological process (GO): microtubule nucleation; positive regulation of microtubule polymerization; cytoplasmic microtubule organization
Cellular component (GO): microtubule plus-end
Source: RefSeq, a predicted model, not a curated record
AUGGAGGCAGCUCUGCUGAAGCCGCCCGCGCCGCAGAUGAUGGCGGAGCAGGUGAAAUGCUCUCCCGGCGGGGGCGGCCCCGGAGCCGGCUCAGGGAGCGUGGUGAACGCGGAGCUUGAGGUGAAGAAGCUGCAGGAGCUGGUGCGCAAGCUGGAGAAGCAGAACGAGCAGCUGCGGAGCCGGGCGGCCAGCGCUGCCGCGGCCGCCGCCGCCUCCUCCUCCUCCUCCUCCUGCUCAGCCUCAGCCUCCUCCUUGACCUCCUCCGCCCACCCCGCAGCGGCCGCCGCCUCCUCCGGUUCGCACCUGCUGCUGCUCCCCCCGCCGCUGUCCCCGCCGGCCAUGGCUGUGACCGUGACCGUCCCGCCCGCAGCUGGAAGCCCCCUGAGCCCCCCGGCUGCGGGCUCCGCUGGGGGAUUGGCGCUGGCACUAAGCACGGGUGGCGGCAGCAGUAGCAGCAGCAGUAGCAGCGGCAGCCCAGCUUUCCCUGGUACCUACUGUCUGCCCAGCCCGGCCCCGACCCUCCUGUGCAGCCUAGCUCAGCCCGAGCCGCCCUUCGUCUAUUUCAAACCAUCCCCCGCCGGUUUCCCAGGGCCUGGAGAAAACGGAGGGGGAAGUGGGACUGGCGGGGGACAGGAGCCAGGGAGCGCGUCUCCUCUGGGGACUUCGACCCCGUCCUCUCCUGCUCCGACCCUGUUGGAUGAGGUGGAGCUGCUGGACCUAGAGAACGGAUUUUGCAGCCAGCUGGAGGACGAGUAUACAUGGCUGUACACAUCUUCUAAAGCAUGCAGUCUACCAGAGAAUUCAAUGAGCCCUCUGCAGUGGUGUCGACGGGUCCUAGAUAAUCCAACACCUGAGAUGGAAGCUGCAAAACGUUCACUUUGCUUCAGAUUGGAGCAAGAUAAACUCCGAAGAAGUAUGCCUAACCUUGCACGAAUGCCAAGUACAACAGCUGUCAGUAGCAACAUUAGUUCCCCAGUCACUGUGAGAAACAGCCAGAGCUUUGACUCGAGUCUGCAUGGGGCUGGCAAUGGAAUGUCAAGGAUACAGUCAUGUAUUCCAUCACCAGGACAGCUACAGCAUCGAGUUCACAGUGUGGGGCAUUUUCCAGUGUCUAUAAGGCAACCUCUCAAAGCCACAGCCUAUGUGAGUCCGACUGUUCAAGGCAGCAGCAAUAUUCCUUUAUCCAAUGGCUUGCAAGCAUAUUCCAACACGGGAAUUCCUACACCAAACAAAACAACUGCUUCUGGGAUGAUAGGACGAAGUGGGCUUCCAAGACCAUCUUUGGCAAUAAAUGGGAGUAACUUGCCUCGGAGCAAAAUUGCACAGCCAGUGCGAAGUUUUCUUCAGCCUCCAAAGCCUCUGUCUUCACUUAGCACUCUGAGAGAUGGAAAUUGGAGAGAUGGCUGCUAUUGAUGUGGCGUUUUGUACUCAAGAAGAAUGGGAAAGAAGUGGAAAAUGAGGGUUGUGUUGCCCAGCUGGCUGGGUGACAAUACUAUGGGCAGUUAGUGUCUACUUUCCCUCCUUACAUAAUCCCUUACAUGGAUUCACCAUGCUGUUGUUUUUCAAUGGACCUAUUAUCAGAGACUAAAUUUUGCACUUAAAUAUUUGCCUGGGAUACUGCAAUG